UGGGUUGAGUGAUGACUAGAGAUUGGCGGGGGGCGGCAUGAGAGGACUGUGUACUUUUUUAGUGCAAUUUGUCCCUUGCAAUCUAGCCCUAAUACACAGGAAAACCCAUAGCCUAAUAUUAUGAUCUUCUACAGUUAUGUUAGGAACAGAUCGUGCCUGUCCUAGUUUAUGCAAGGUGAUCAUCUUGCUUUACAGCAGAGUUAAUGUAAAACCAAAUACCGUAACAUCCCAAAUCACACAGCAGAGGAAUCCAAGUUUUAAUCCAUCCUUGAUUCCUUCAAAACGUGUACCAGUGAGAUGAACUACAUCACUGCACCCAGUUUUUCCCGUUUAAAGUGGGUCCGCACAGGCGCGGCUGCUGUACGUUAUGUAACGGCCGAGCUCGGGGUAAACACUGCUCAGAGAACGCACAGGAAGGGGCGGAGUUCGGCGAAGCCCCGCGCCACUCGGGAGCGAGCGGCGGCGGCGGCGGCGGGAGGGGCAGGUGACCAGGGUGGCCGUUUGGUGUCGGCCGCAUCCGGGCAACUUGGACUGCGGAGCCCUCGGCCCGGCCGCAUAGCGCCAUGGAGCCCCGGGCGGUCCCGUCCGCCAUGGCCCUCAGGGCCGCCACUCCGUACGGCGUCUUCUGCAAGGGCCUGUCCCGCACCCUGCUCGCCUUCUUCGAAUUGGCCUGGCAGCUGCGCAUGAACUUCCCGUACGUCUACGUCGCGGGCUCGGUGAUCCUCAACAUCCGCCUGCAGGUACACAUUUAGAGCCAUAACUUCGCCGGCGGCCUCCGGGGACCGGCAAGAUGGCCGAUUCCCAGAUCGCCCCGCGGCGGGGCCUCGCCCAUUGCCGAGAGCCCGUCGUCUCGCGAGAGUCCGCCGUACUUCCGCGCAUGUGCAGUCCAGUUGCCGAGCCUCCCCCGAGGCGUGGAGGUGUAGAAAUCCUGUGCGGCCUACAAGUGAGGCUUGAAGCUGUUCCGGGAGCAGAAGACCUUGGUUAAGAAGCACGGAAUCUCAUUAAAUUCCUGGUACGGAUCUUGGGGUAUCACAGAGGGCACCGGAUGCAAUAUUAAAAAGAAAGUCUGAAAUUAAAUUUUCAGAAAAGCAAAUUUAAAUUUGCGACAAACUCAUGGUCAAAACUAGACCGGGAAGAUUGGAUUGGAUUGGAUUGGAUUGGAUUGGAUUGGAUUGGAUUGGAUUGGAUUGUCAGCGAGACAUGAAUAAGAAGUCCAUAAUAUUAAGAAUGUGAUGUGAAAAAAGCAUGCAUUUUAUCAUCCCACAAGAAGACACACUGAAACUUUGAGUCGAAACAAAACCACAGGAAAUCGUCCCCCAAAUGACAAGCUGUUGCGGGAUUGGGGUGGGGGGGGUGGAAAGAGGGACUUUAGGUGUCCCUGUGACUAGAACAUGGAUUAAGACCUUGGUGCCAAAAAUGAGGACGUUUAGUUGUAGCACAAAGCUUGACUAUUCGUGAAUAGUGUAUGGCGUGCAUCCUUGAAUGAAAUGGAAAUUAUUUUAGUUACAGGGUAAACUGCAGAUGCUUUAAGCUUUGAUGUAAGAAUACAAUUUACGAGGGUGGGGAAAGUAAAUAAACGGUUGUGGUACCCUUGUAAAGUGGGAUAUUGAAAAAUUCACUCUGUUAAGAAUGACAAAGGAUAUUUUAUUUUAUUAUUUACGUGACAGCCAUAAAGUGGGGGGGAGUAACUACCACAUGAAGUCAACAGGAACUACUCAGGUGGAGAAUUCAGGUCGACUGUUUAAGCAAGAGAAAAUUUAUUGGGGGGUGGUGAGCAGGAGAUUUUAUUCAGGGUCUGGGGUGAAUUAGUAAUUGCAGAAUUCUCUUUGAAAUUAAGUCAUAAGUAAUGUAAACCCCAUGAAAAAUAAACCUAUAAAAAACUA
Molecule: messenger RNA, 1883 nt
Organism: Nannospalax galili (Upper Galilee mountains blind mole rat)
Lineage: Eukaryota; Metazoa; Chordata; Mammalia; Rodentia; Spalacidae
Gene: Smim10l1
Product: small integral membrane protein 10 like 1
Exons: 1
Coding region: 564-752 (62 amino acids)
Source: RefSeq, a predicted model, not a curated record